UCACUCGUUCUUCAAUUCUCUCCUCCGCGACUAGUAUCAAGUCCAGUCCAAAUCUCGGAGGGUGACUGUUACAGUCAUGGAGCUGAGAUCGGAUUCACGAUCGACUUCGUUUUCUUCUCUCCUGCUCGUUGCGUUUCUCACUGUAUUAAGCGGACUCGUUUCCAGGACCGAGUCGGCUCAGCAACCUUUCCGCCGCGAGCCGGGUCACGCUCACUGGCAUCACAGCGCGUUCCUCGACGUACGAGAGAGCGUCCGAUCCGAUGUCCGCCGCAUGCUUCACUCCCGCGCUGAGGUACCGUUUCAGGUUCCUCUAGAAGUGAAUGUAGUACUUGUAGGUAUGAAUGGGGAUGGAGGAUACAGAUACGCUGUGGAUCCUCACAAAUUGGAGGAGUUUUUGAAAGUUAGUUUCUCUACUCAUAGGCCUUCAUGCCAAGAGACUGGGGAGCCGCUCGAUAUUGAGCAUCGACUGGUUUACAAUGUGUUUCCUGUUGGACAGCCUGAACUAAUAGCUCUGGAGAAGACAGUGAAAGAAGCCAUGGUACCUGCUGGGACUGCUUUAGAGGCUGACUUUGGAAGAUACUUACCGGCCUAUGACGUAGAGGCAACAAAAGUUGAGUCCGCAUUUAACCGGCUUUACUCUUAUAUUUUUGAUAUGGAUGUGGGAGCUGGAUCAACAGGAACCGCGGAUAAACCCUUACCAAGUGCCAUAUUUGUAGUGAAUUUUGAUAAGGUAAGAAUGGAUCCUCGAAAUACAGAGAUUGAUCUAGACAGCUUGAUGUUUGCAAAGCUACCAGAGCUUAGUGAUGCAGACAAGGAGAAACAAGAGGCAGAUUAUAUUUAUAGAUACAGAUACAAUGGUGGCGGAGCAUCCCAAGUUUGGCUUGGAUCAGAUAUGUUGUCAUAGAUUUGUCUGCCGGGCCUUGUACAUAUGGGAAGAUUGAAACUGAAGAGGGAAGUGUUAGUCCCAGAACAUUGCCAAGGAUACGAAACAUUGUGCUUCCUGGAGACGUUAGGCCUGUUGGUCAUCAGUCUACACACGAUA
Raphanus sativus (radish) is the source of this 1042-nucleotide messenger RNA. RefSeq lists its product as uncharacterized. The transcript is spliced from 6 exons. The record is from RefSeq and is a predicted model, not a curated record. NCBI's taxonomy places the organism in Eukaryota, Viridiplantae, Streptophyta, Magnoliopsida, Brassicales, Brassicaceae. Bases 77 to 904 code for a protein of 275 amino acids.